Molecule: messenger RNA, 519 nt
Organism: Microthlaspi erraticum
Lineage: Eukaryota; Viridiplantae; Streptophyta; Magnoliopsida; Brassicales; Brassicaceae
Source: the annotation of a GenBank genome assembly
AUGUGGGCUUUUUCUGAUAAAGAGCUCGAUACGAAGCUGAGGACGAUUCUGAUUUCGGAAGCUGGGAAAACUCUUCUUGAUCUUGACCCAACACUUUUUCCUGUUGAGAAGCUUCUACAACUUCUCGACAAACAUUUCUACUUCCUGUUAACGGUGGAACAGUCACCUCCCUCAUCAAUUAAGAAUGCUCUCUCUCCGUUGAUGAAAGCGUUAUCCGCUGAAACACUCUUGAAGCAUUCAAAUGUCGAUGUCAAACUCUUUACCGCUUCCUGUAUCACUGAGGUUCUGAGAAUAAAUGGUCCAGUUGCUCCAUAUGAUGAUGACAAGAUGAAGGAAGUAUUCCAGUUAAUUGUCUCAUCAUUUGAACACCUAGAUGACAAAUCUAGUCUCUCCUAUACCAAACGGACAUCCAUCCUUAAUACUAUGGCUAAAAGCCAAGUAUGUGUUCUGAUGUUGGAUCUUGGUUAUGAUGCACUUCUCAUUGAGAUGUUCCAGCAUUUUCUCAAGGGUCUAAGGUAA